AUGCUGGUGACGUCUAGGGUGGUCCGAACCCUUGCACUCCUCGUCGUGUCGCCGUCUGCCCAUGCCCAUGGCUUGACUGCCGAUAUCGAUUGGUCUCGUUUCGCCUAUACGCAAUAUGUCACGAACACGGCCUACCUCUGCAAUUCAGUCAUGCUCUUCGAAACCCUACAUCGUUUAGGCAGCAGAGCCGAUCGCUUUAUGAUGUACCCAGCGGAAUUUCCCACCAACGGUAACUCCGUCGAAGCGAAACUACUUCGCAAAGCCCGCGACGAGUAUGGUGUGAAAUUGAUGCCGAUUGAGGUCCAAAGUCGGAAGACUGCCGACUCAACAUGGGCACAGAGUUACACCAAGCUCCUAGCAUUCAACCAAACGCAAUACGACCGUGUUCUGAGUCUCGACUCGGACUCGACUAUUCUGCAGACUAUGGAUGAAUUGUUCCUCCUGCCACCAUGUCCCGUGGCCAUUCCCCGGGCAUAUUGGCUCAAUCCCAACGAUCGGGUCAUGAGCUCCCAGGUCAUGCUUGUUCAGCCAUCUGCCGUCGAAUUCCGUCGCAUCGAGCAAAGUAUCGCCGCAGCGGGGUCGAAAGAGUAUGACAUGGAGAUUGUAAACGCUUUAUACCGAGAUAACGCAUUGAUUCUCCCGCACCGUCCAUAUAACCUGUUGACAGGUGAAUUUCGCUCGACAAACCAUACAGCGUACCUCGGCAGUUUGAUAGACCCAUGGAAUCCUGCCGAGACCUUGAAAGAGGCCAAGUUUGUACAUUUUUCCGAUUGGCCGGUUCCCAAGCCGUGGAUACGAGCUUCGAAGACGGUGAUUGCGGAAAAUCAGCCCAAGUGUGAGAUGGAUCCUCAGACGGGCCGAUCUGAUGAUUGUCGCGCUCGGGAUGUUUGGCGCGGUUUGUAUGAGGACUUUGCGAGGAGACGUCAGGGUGUUUGCGGUAUGACGGUCACCACGAAUUGACUCGUCCGAUCAGCCACUCCACCUAUGACCUUAUUUAUAGUGGUAUGAGGGUCCAUUUGUAGGAGCUUUGUCGGGAAAGCAAACUAAAAGCAAUAUUUAUACUUUUUCAAUAACGAC
Aspergillus ibericus CBS 121593 is the source of this 1077-nucleotide messenger RNA. Its product is annotated as nucleotide-diphospho-sugar transferase. The record is from RefSeq and is a predicted model, not a curated record. Bases 1 to 960 code for a protein of 319 amino acids. NCBI's taxonomy places the organism in Eukaryota, Fungi, Ascomycota, Eurotiomycetes, Eurotiales, Aspergillaceae. Gene Ontology annotation, molecular function: glycosyltransferase activity. The transcript is spliced from 6 exons.